Molecule: messenger RNA, 2439 nt
Organism: Hibiscus syriacus
Lineage: Eukaryota; Viridiplantae; Streptophyta; Magnoliopsida; Malvales; Malvaceae
Product: transcription factor bHLH143-like
Exons: 4
Coding region: 922-1995 (357 amino acids)
Molecular function (GO): protein dimerization activity
Source: RefSeq, a predicted model, not a curated record
CCGUGCAUUCCAUAAAUCUUCGGCUCUUUGACUGUGAAGCCUCGCUUAUCUUUGUUUCAGGAAGGGAAAAAAGAAAAGAAAAAUAAACAUUUCAGACUUCAAAAAUAUCACUUUCUCUAUCUGCAGCUUAAGGAUUGUUGGAUAUAUUUUGUGUUACUUUUAAUUGUGUUCUUUUAGGUUUCUUAUCCUUUCUUCUUUCCUGAUUCUAGGUUGUUUUUUUUUGGGAGAGCGUUACGGUGGCUAUUUGCAGCGAAGAAGGUGCAGCAUGCGUUGGUGGUUGAGUCUUUCAGUUGACGUGUUUCGAAAAGUCAUCUCCUUGAACUUGUAUUGCAGAGUGAUUCUGUAAUUCCAUAAUACAUCUUAGAGAUCCACUUUUAUUUUGUUUUUUUAGUUAGGGUUAGUAAAUCUAUCCUCCAUGGGAUCCACUUUUUUCAUCGUCGUUCCAUGUUAUGUCCGCCAGAUUAGCUGAAAAUCUCCAAACGCGUUGCUCAAAUUUCUAAUUCAAGAAUUAUCAUUAGUAGUAGUUGCUGUUGUUCAGUUUUUGUUGAUCUAGAACACGGAUCUCGGGGUUUUGAAUACGUUCUCGUUCCCGGAAGACCCUUUCUUUUUUGGUACCACAUCGAAGGGCUAGGACGUAGUUAUGGUGUGCCAAGCAGCAAGCCAAACAAGAUUCCGGGCAUUGAAGUAUGAAAAUGGUAUUGUAGUUAGAGUCAUAGCAUGCUUUCAACCUCUUCAGGAUUGCCAGGCUGAAUAUUUCCGUCAUUUGCUUAAGCCAGUUACGUAGGUUGCUUUUUACGUUUUCGCGUUCAAGUUAAGCUGGAAUUUUAAGUUCUAUUUUCCCCUUUGGUUUUGAGAGAAACUGCAAGUAAACUGCCAUUUCUACUGCUACAACAUUCGGUUUCUGUUGAUUGUUCUUGUUCAAUGGGAGAAGGCUGUAGAUCCGGGUUUCCUCUGCCGCAAUUUGAUCGGCAAUCACUCAUCUCGAACUCUUUGCCUGAUCCACUUCCUUUUGGGCUUCAAAGUACCAAUCCUCCAUUCAUUAACUUUGGCACUAAUAUGGUGUCCAAUGCUUGGACUUGGCCAGUUUGUGCAAAUCCAGAAUCACCUCUCUCGCAGGUUAGCCAAGGUAAUGAACCUCGUGGCAGGUUUUACUGUUUACCCCGCUUUCAAUUGGUCUUUGAUUCAAACUCUUUUUUGAAAGAGCAACCCACAACUAAUCCAUAUGAAAAUUGCAAAGAAAGUGGUACUGGUAUCCACAACGCAAGGUCUGGGGUUGUAGAGAAAAGAUUCCUUGUUUUCGAUCAGUCUGCUGAUCAAACUACCCUGAUUUUUAGUUCUGCUUUCGGGACUCCUAUCAAGUGCCUGACUUCUUGGGGUCUAAAAUCUCCUGUUGCGGGUAACUUUAACUUGGAAGAUCCCAUAGCUAAAGUAAACGGGAAUAUUCACUCUGGACCAAUAUCUACAGAUAUAUUUGAUGAAAAUGGGACUGAAUUGCAAAGUGAAAUGCAUGAGGACACGGACGAACUCAAUGCAUUGCUUUACUCAGACGACGAUAGUGAGUAUACUGAGGAUGAUGAAGUUACGAGCACAGGUCAUUCUCCUAGUACAAUGACUGCUCAGGAUGAGCAAUAUUUUGAGGGAAGCUGUGAAGAGGUAGCUAGCUCUACAAGGCUAACUAAGAAGCGAAAGCUGCUUGAUGGCAGUAAUGAUUAUUCACCGUUGCUUAUGGACACUGCUAAUUCAUGGAAUCCUAACAAAAAUUUAAAAUACGAGGAUGAUGCAGAGUCCAGCUGUGCCAAUGGUCAAAAUCCUAGAUCAGGUGACAUGGAUUCAUCUCCAGGCAACAAGAGGACGAGAAAGGAUAAAAUCCGUGAGACGGUGAGGGUUUUGCGAAGCAUAAUUCCAGGUGGAGAGGGAAAAGAUGCAGUUGUGGUUCUUGAUGAAGCUAUUGAGUACUUGAAGUCCUUGAAACACAGCCAAAACCUUGAGACCUAGUACUCGAUGAACUGCAACUGUUCUUACCAUUGUUAAUGGACCUGUUUUAAAUAAGUAGAGAUAAUCAUGCAUUGUCACAUAUAUAAUUUGUAGUCUUCCGAAAUUAAAAGGUGGUGAUCCCCGUCCCUCUUCUUACGUCCUUAAGUUGGAAAGCAUUAGCAUUGGCUUGAAAUCUCAGUCUAUUUUCCUAAAGAAAUCGGGAAAACUGCUGUGUAUAUUAUGGGACAAUAAAGUAAGGCAAAUCAUUAGUCAACAUCUUGGGGUUUAGAGAAAGUAAAACUCCCAGCUUGGAUUUGUGAAUGGAAAGACUGGUUAUUCUAGAGGGACCCUUCUAAAAGGGAGUCUAAGCGCACGCUGAUUAGGUUUGGGUCAAUUUCUUCUUCCUUUUUGUAUUCUUGUCGAGUUUCAUGCUUGUGGGUUCCUUUUUUCCCUUGAUGCAGAAAA